Molecule: messenger RNA, 1109 nt
Organism: Lepus europaeus (European hare)
Lineage: Eukaryota; Metazoa; Chordata; Mammalia; Lagomorpha; Leporidae
Gene: IGFBP7
Product: insulin like growth factor binding protein 7
Exons: 5
Coding region: 44-892 (282 amino acids)
Biological process (GO): regulation of cell growth; regulation of signal transduction
Cellular component (GO): extracellular region
Molecular function (GO): insulin-like growth factor binding
Source: RefSeq, a predicted model, not a curated record
CUCGCGCGCCCCGCCACAGCCGCCGCGGACACCGCGCCUCGCCAUGGAGCGGCCGGCUCUGCGCGCCCUGCUCCUCGGCGCAGCCGGGCUGCUGCUCCUGCUCCUGCCCCUCUCCUCUUCCUCCUCUUCGGACGCCUGCGGGCCCUGCGAGCCGGCCGCCUGCCCGCCCCUGCCCCCGCGGGGCUGCCCGCUGGGCGAGACGCGCGACGCGUGCGGCUGCUGCCCGGUGUGCGCCCGCGGCGAGGGCGAGCCGUGCGGGGGCGGCGGCGGCGGCAGGGGGCACUGCGCGCCGGGCAUGGAGUGCGUGAAGAGCCGCAAGAGGCGGAAGGGUAAAGCGGGGGCAGCAGCCGGCGGCCCGGAGGUGAGCGGCGUGUGCGUGUGCAAGAGCCGCUACCCGGUGUGCGGCAGCGACGGCACCACCUACCCCAGCGGCUGCCAGCUGCGCGCCGCCAGCCUGCGCGCCGAGAGCCGCGGGGAGAAGGCCAUCAGCCAGGUCAGCAAGGGCACCUGCGAGCAAGGUCCCUCCAUAGUGACGCCGCCCAAGGACAUCUGGAACGUCACAGGUGCCCAGGUGUACCUGAGCUGCGAGGUCAUUGGCAUCCCGACCCCUGUCCUCAUCUGGAACAAGGUGAAAAGGGGACACUAUGGAAUUCAAAGGACAGAGCUCUUGCCUGGUGACAGGGACAACCUGGCCAUUCAGACCCGCGGUGGCCCAGAGAAGCAUGAAGUGACCGGCUGGGUGCUGGUGUCGCCUCUGAGCAAGGAGGACGCGGGGGAGUACGAGUGCCACGCGUCCAACUCCCAGGGGCAGGCGUCGGCGUCCGCCAAGAUCACGGUGGUGGACACCUUGCACGAGAUCCCAGUGAGGAAAGGGGAAGGUGCUGAGCUGUAACCGCAGCACUGCAGGUCGGCAAGCUACAAGCAGUCACGGGAACUGCAGCUCCUGCCCUCGGCUAACACGCGGCCCGCUAACGCUUUACGUAGUCACUGGUUUUACACAACAGUGCCAACAUAAGGAUAACACAUCGAGACUAUCUACAAAACUUUAUUUACAGGAAACCAUGCGUAUCAUUAAACAAAACAAAUAAAAUGCUUUUUAUUGCAACACA